AUGCCGAUGGCUAGUCGUAAGCCGACUAGCCAGCGCUACGACGGCGCCACUGUGCCGCAACAGGCGCCAUACAUUGGUAGUAUCUGUGCUCAUCACAGCUGCUGCAGAAAGAGACGUAGAGUGGGCAUAACGAGCGAUGACGUUCAUGUCGUUUUCUACACAGUGAUCGCCGUAGCUGUUCUGUGUGCGACGUACCGUCUUUUUCAACUUGAACACAAGCGCGACCAGCGUCAAACAGACAUUGAGCACAACUUUGACAACGUCGUCGACCUGCUGCAGACGCACUUGGACUCCAAGUACCGCGUACUUCGCGUCGUUCCAUCACCGCAUUCCGUCAUCACGUUGCACGCCAUUGUGAUCAAUAGCGGAGUUGCGGUCCCUCACGUGGAAGCUGAAGUGAUUGUCGAUCAGCAACAUGUGCUGGACCAACAACGCAAACACACGGACCAACGACGACGGGCGCGCCAUCCAUUGCCGUUUGUGCGCUUUCACGUGCACGAUGCGGGUGCGAUGACGCCGAUUGCCGAGGUCUCGUUCCUGGUGCUUGUGUGA
Hyaloperonospora brassicae is the source of this 552-nucleotide messenger RNA. NCBI's taxonomy places the organism in Eukaryota, Oomycota, Peronosporomycetes, Peronosporales, Peronosporaceae. The record is from the annotation of a GenBank genome assembly.